UGCCGCUAUGGCGUCGCUGCAGGUGGGAGCUGUGUUCCGUUCUGCCCUUCUCCUCCUUUUGCUGGAGGUGGCGAGCGCGGGAUUGAACGGUUACUUCGGCACCAAGUCACGCUACGAGGAUGUGAACCCGUACCUGCUGCGCGACCCGCUGUCUCUGGGUCCCGCCGCGGUCGGGUCUGGGCUGCCGCCCUCCUGCGCGCCGCUGCAGCUCCGCGCCUUGCUCCGCCACGGCACCCGCUACCCCACGGCCGAGCAGAUCCGCCGCCUGGCCGACAUGCACGGCCUCCUCCUCCACCGCAGCCCCGCCGCUGACGCAGGAGCGGCCGCAGCUGCCUGCCCCGUCGCUGCCGACCUCGCCGCCUGGCACAUGUGGUAUAACGAGAGCCUCGACGGGAGGCUGGCGCCGCAGGGCCGGCGCGAUAUGGAGCAGCUGGCCCGCCGUUUGGCAGCCCGCUUUCCAGCCCUCUUCGCCGCCCGCCGCCGCCUGGUGCUGGCCAGCAGCUCCAAGCACCGCUGCCUGCAGAGCGCCGCCGCCUUCCGCCGCGGGCUCGGGCCGUCCUUCAGCCUCGGCAGCGAUGAAACAGAGGUGGAAGUUAAUGAUUCCCUGAUGAGAUUUUUUGAUCAGUGCGCCAAGUUUGUAGCCUUGGUGGAAGAGAACGCCACGGCGAUGUGCCAGGUGAAGGCGUUCAAAGAGGGGCCAGAGAUGAAGAAGGUCGUGGAGAAGGUUGCACGUGCCUUGUGUUUGCCGGUGGAGGAGCUAAAUGCAGAUCUUGUUCAAGUGGCUUUUCUCACCUGCUCAUAUGAGUUAGCUAUAAAAAAUGUGACCUCCCCAUGGUGUUCACUCUUCAGUGAAGAAGAUGCCAAGGUACUGGAAUACCUGAAUGACCUGAAGCAAUACUGGAAGAGAGGAUAUGGCUAUGACAUAAAUAGUCGCUCCAGCUGCAUUUUAUUCCAAGAUAUCUUCCAGCAUUUGGACAAAGCAGUAGAAGAGAGCAAAAGUUCAAAACCUAUUUCUUCACCUGUGAUUGUACAAGUUGGACAUGCAGAAACACUUCAGCCACUGCUCGCCCUUAUGGGUUUGUUCAAAGAUGAUGAGCCUCUCAAGGCAAACAAUUACAUCAGGCAAGCGCAUCGAAAAUUUCGCACUGGCCGGAUCGUGCCUUAUGCCGCCAACCUGGUAUUUGUGCUUUACCACUGUGACCAAGUGAAAAAUCCUGAAGAAGAGUAUCAAGUACAGAUGCUGUUGAAUGAAAAACUGAUGUUGUUUCAGCACUCGAAUGAAACCAUCUCUACUUAUGCAGACCUCAAGGACUAUUACAAGAACAUCCUGGAAAAUUGCCACUUCAAAGAAGAGUGUGAAUUGCCAAAAGUUAAUAAUACUGCUAUUGAUGAACUUUGAGGGAAUGAAACGGAGUGGGUGUUCUGAAAAUUGAUCUCGGUUCUGCUUAACAGAUGUUGUGAACAACUGCUUUUGAUGAUUUGCUGCUGCUGUGUUGACUUUGAAAAUUAGCUGAUUUGAUGGGUUGAUUAUGUAAAUACGUAAUUUCAUUGGUCGUUCCUCUUAUGAAUGUGCCAUAGAUGGAUUUUGAGAGCUGGGACAACUUCUGUUUUAUCAGGCGUCAGAUGGAUUUACUAUUGCUUUGAUCUGCCUCUUUUGCUAGCUGCUUUUUUCCUGUGGCAGGCAUGAAAUAAUUUGAACCCAUGAGCUUUUCUGCUCCUUUUCCUGAGCUUCUAGGAGGGAGAGAGUACAUAGUACUUCUGCACAGCUGCCCAGUAUCUGGCUGGACAGUGCCAUGUGAACAUCUUUCUUGGGCAUUUAAAGCAGGCAAAGUUGCAGUGUUCCUGCAUUCAUCAUUGACCUACCCUGCAUAGCAAUUUAGCCUCCAGGGUAAGUAGACUUAAAAAUAAAGUGGGGCAGUGGGAAGAUGCUCUGGGAGAUGCAGCAGUUGUCUUUCACUUGACACCAUCAAUUUCUUGUGUUAAAGUUUUGGGUUAGGGCAUUCAGAUUAGGCUCUGCUACUUAUCUUGGUCCUGAUGAGGUGCUGACACUUACCUUAGCUGCUCUGGUUGGAAGGGACCUGUGGAGGUCUGCAGUCCAGCCUCCUGCUUGAAAUGGGAUUGUUGCUAACCCUAAAUCAAGGCAGGUUUUGGACUGUAAAAAGUAACUGUCUGAGGCUUCUGCUAGCUUUAAGGCACCAAAUGCAGUGUCACUUAUGUGGGACUUAUACAUUGAUGUGCUGCCUUGUUCUUGAAAUUAAGCUGGUCUUAAAGAAAUUAAUUGCAUACAAAUACUGGUGAUUUUUUAGACAACUGCACUUAAAAUAGGUUCACUUGCUACUGAAAGUUGGAAAGUAUUUUAGAGCUCUGCAGUGUGGCAGAAAAACAGGAAAAGAAGAUAAUUGUUCAGAAUGUCUGAAAGUAAGUCAGUUAAAAAUCCCAUCAUUGCCCAAGAGGAAUGACUCUGAACAAGUUGCCCCAGAGCAAAUGAGUGUAUGGAUUUAUGGUCUGGUAGCUCUUGAAGUGUGUACUCACAUCCUAUAAUGAAUGUUCCAGAGCUUGUGCUGUAAAGUGAGACUUAGUUUGCUGUGUUUACUGAGGAAGGGGUGAAAGGUUGGUAUAAGUGAUUAUCACAGGGUAUCAGGUGUGCUAUAAAUGUUUAUACCCUUGUUUGCUGCAGUGUAAUUUCUUUUUGUAGGUUCACCUUUCAUGACUGAGAACUUAAUUGCUGCAAAAACAGAAAAGAGAAAAAGAGGCUGAAAGCUGAGGAGUUAAACUUGGUGUAUGGUGGUGUUCUGUUCUGUUUUGUUUUGUUUUUCUUCAGGACUUAGGCUUUUGUCACUUUUUUUUUAAUAUGGCUUGUAUAAAAGCACUUAAAGUUUACAUAUCUGUAAGUUAAGGAGCAGUCCAGAAACCUGGUUUGUACUGUUUUACUGUUAAGGGCUUUCCCCUAUGUUGGGAUGUAGUGCCCUGUUUCAUCAGUGCACCAAUAUCUAUGGAGACCAAGGUUCUGAUCACUGAAGGUACUGAUAGAAAAGGGUUAUUAGAAAAGGGUUUUAAUAUUAACAUCCCAGUGGAGUACUUGCCUGUGUUAGCUCUGCAGCUCUUUUUGUGACGCUAGUGAGAUGGUUAGGGAGGAGUAUCAGUGCUAGAAACAAAUGCAGGAAUGUACGUCAGGAUACUUGUCAGCCCCAGCAUAUAUCAGCUUGGCAUGUCUCUUUUUUACGUGAUCCUACCUUGAGACUAGGUCAACAGAUAUUAAUGACUGUGACAGAUGCCUGUUAUGAACUUUAUUGCAACAUUGAGGCAAGCUAGGAAGACAUUAAUCUUUCUUUAAAGGCAGUUAAGUUCAGUAAAUAGCAGAUGUGAGAGUAAGAAAAUCCACCUUUGGACAAAUAUAUUUUCUGUGAGUCAGUCAUCCUGUGAUGAUUCAUGAUUUGAACAGAAAGGAUGAAAGCCUGACAGCUGGAGAUGAAUGGAGGAUUUCUGUUGUCAGUUCAGUGAAACCGAUUUUAAGACAUCGUUUGCUAACCCUCUUCCUCAUGGAGGAGGAAUACGUUGCACUUAACUGCAUUUUUAAUCAUGUUCCAGAUGAGGUGGAGGAACCAAAAAAUUCCUUCUACAGUGAAGCAUCAUUUGCUUAUGCAUUACCAAACUAAGUGUAUGAUUAAAUUGUUUGCAAAGGGCUUCAAGGAUGACUUUUCAGAGGCUGUGUUCUAUUAUGCCUUGGAAUACAAGUCCAUUGUAACUCCAGCAUAACAGGUAUAUCUUCAGUGGCUGUCAACAAUUAGCUGAAAAGGAAAAUGUACUGUUUCGUUUCUGACCUGUAUUUAAAGGAGACACUGACUCACUCCUUUGGCAGAAUUAGAGACUGAAUGUGGAAACUUUGCACAGUUUUAGCAAUAGCAGUGUUUGGACAUAUGUUUUAGGCAUUUGUUCAUGUGGCUGAUUCUUACCACUAAGGAGGUGACUUCAGAAAGACCCUUUUAUUUAUUAAAUAUAUACAUUUGUCUGUAUACUAUAAAUGAAAGCUAAAAAGCAUCAAAAUACAUUUUUGAUCACUGAACUACUUGAGCACUAGCUCAGUGUUUGAACAGGUUGUCGUAUCUCAUGGCAUUGCAGAUGACCAUAUCCUGAAAAAGUCCUGCAAGAAAAAUAAUGCUUUCUCUUCCUUUGUGUGGCUCUGGACAGAGCACCUCAUUUCAGUCAUCUGUUGAGGACUCUGCAACCUUUCUCAAACUGGAAGCUUUCAUUGAUGAAAAUUACCAAUGAUGUUCAUGGACACUGGUCUUAAAUAUGUUUGAAAUGCAUUUUAUUUUGUUAAAUGUCUAAAGCUUAGCUAAUAUUUCUGGCAAAUUCAUUUUCUUUCCUCCUAGUAAGUACUGCUGCUGUAAUUCUGGUUAGCAUUGAGCUGUCAAAUUGCUGGAUGCAAUGUAGUAAUAUGGUUCUAACUGGAUGAAUUUUGAGAACUUGUUUUGGAUUUUUAGUUCUGCGAAAUAAAACUGCACACUUUCUUCAUCUU
Melopsittacus undulatus (budgerigar) is the source of this 4519-nucleotide messenger RNA. RefSeq names its product multiple inositol-polyphosphate phosphatase 1 (gene MINPP1). NCBI's taxonomy places the organism in Eukaryota, Metazoa, Chordata, Aves, Psittaciformes, Psittaculidae. The transcript is spliced from 5 exons. Gene Ontology annotation, molecular function: acid phosphatase activity; inositol phosphate phosphatase activity. The record is from RefSeq and is a predicted model, not a curated record. The coding region runs from base 8 to 1399 and encodes 463 amino acids.